This is a messenger RNA of Rotaria socialis, 1482 nucleotides long. The record is from the annotation of a GenBank genome assembly. NCBI's taxonomy places the organism in Eukaryota, Metazoa, Rotifera, Eurotatoria, Philodinida, Philodinidae.
AUGGUCCUUCAACGUGCUCCACAGCAAGCCAUCGUAUGGGGAUAUACAGAUACUUUAAAUGUACCUAUUAGAUUGACAAUGAAUAAUAAAAGUUAUUAUACGAUGAGCUACAAAUCAUUUAUUGAAUUAGCAAAUGUAUCAAUAUGGUCCGUUACACUUGAUGCUCAAACAGACGAAGGACCAUUUCAAAUUCAAGUGACUCAACCGUUAGCCAACGGAUCAAUGCAAACCAUAACAUUAAAUGAUGUUUUGUUCGGUGAUGUUUGGAUUUGUUCGGGCCAAUCGAAUAUGCAAUUUGCUGUUAGUAAAAUGUUCAAUGCAACAAUCGAAAUAGAAAAUGCUGGCAAGUAUUCGAAAGUAAGAUUAUUCACUGCAUCAACUGCACAAGCUUAUACACCGCAAGAAGAGCUGCUCUCUAUUGGAUUACGAUGGUCAGUAGCAUCGGCAACUAGUGUUGCAAGUGGAUAUACAUCAGCAGUAUGCUGGCUUUAUGGUCGAAUGAUACACGAGGGACUGGGCGGACGACCUAUGGGUCUCAUACAUACAUCAUGGGGUGGAACUGAUAUUGAAUAUUGGUCCCCGCCUGAAGCUCUUAAAGACUGUGGUAUCACAGAAAGUAAUCAAAUAAUAUCUGCAGCAAAAGAUCAGAAAUCUGAAGAAAAAGUUAAUGUAGUACUCAAUAAUACAGUUCUAUACAAUGCAAUGAUUCAUCCGUUUACAAGAAUGGUUAUUAAAGGAGCUGUAUGGUACCAAGGUGAAAAUAAUGCAAAUUUUAAUCGUGACAAAUAUCCUUGUACAUUUUCUAAAAUGAUUGAAUAUUGGCGGGCUAUAUGGCAUACGCGCACGAAUUCUAUCACCGAUCCAUUGUUUCCUUUUGGUUUUGUUCAACUAUCGACAAACGAUCGAACUGGUAAGGUUGUUGGAGGAUUUCCUUGGAUACGUUGGCAUCAAACAUUUGAUGUUGGCUAUGUACCUAAUUCAGUUGUGCCCAAUGUAUUCAUGGCAGUUGCGUUAGAUCUACGUGACGAUGAAGGAGGAAUUCAUCCACGAAAUAAGCUUGAUGUUGGAUAUCGCUUAUCUCGAUCUGGACUUGCUGUUGCAUACGGUUACAAAAACAUAACAUAUCAAGGACCUACUGUUGCGAGUAUCUCUGUAGCGUCCGAUAGUAGAAAAAUAAAUAUUACCUAUGCAGGCCAGAUGUCAUCUAGUGUUGAACUACGAAAUCCAAAUGGAUUCGAAAUAUGCUGUACAAGCAAACCGGUUUGCCUAUCGAGUGAAUCAGUAUGGGCUACUGCUACAGCUAGUCAAAUACAAGGGUCAUCGUUGGCUAUUUCUCUUGCUGUGCCAAGUUCGUGUAUAUUAAAACCAAUCAUUGGACUGCGUUAUUUGUGGAGAGAAACUCCUUGCUUAUUCAAACAAGCAGCUGUCUACAGUUCAACAGAUUCAGACCUGCCCGCUCCACCUUAUAUUCAUUUCUUUUAA